This is a messenger RNA of Fraxinus pennsylvanica, 834 nucleotides long. The record is from the annotation of a GenBank genome assembly. Lineage: Eukaryota; Viridiplantae; Streptophyta; Magnoliopsida; Lamiales; Oleaceae.
AUGGACUUUGUGUUCUCUGAGAAAGAGGGUGGUGGAAUUUUUGACAAUAAAAAUGGGAUGGAUUACCAUGUACCUGUCUUUGGAGGAGUAGUGAAGGAGCCCCCUAUGCACAUUGUACAUAUUUCAGUUGAAAUGGCGCCUAUUGCGAAGGUGGGGGGUCUUGGUGAUGUUGUCACUAGUCUUUCACGUGCUGUUCAAGAUAUGAACCAUCAUGUGGACAUCAUUCUUCCAAAAUAUGAUUGUUUGAAGCUUAACAAUGUGGAGGACUUUCAGUUUCACAAAAGCUAUUCUUGGGGUGGGACUGAAAUAAAAGUUUGGUUUGGGAAAGUUGAAGGCCUUCCUGUAUACUUUCUGGAGCCUCAAAAUGGAUUCUUUUGGGCGGGUUGCAUAUAUGGUCGCAGUAAUGAUGGGGAAAGAUUUGGUUUCUUUUGCCAUGCAUCUCUCGAGUUUCUUCUGCAAAGUGGAUCCCGUCCAGAUAUAAUUCAUUGCCAUGAUUGGUCUAGUGCUCCAGUUGCAUGGUUGUAUAAGAAACAUUAUAGACAUUAUGGCCUCAAUAAAGCACGAGUUGUCUUCUCUAUUCACAAUCUUGAAUAUGGAGCAAACUUGAUUGGGAAAGCUAUGGAGCACUCGGAUAAGGCUACGACUGUAUCCCCCACUUAUUCACAGGAGGUUUCUGGAAAUCCUGUUAUUGCUCCUUACCUUUACAAAUUUCAUGGCAUUCUAAAUGGAAUUGACCAAGACAUAUGGGACCCAUACAAUGAUAAGUUCGUUCCUGUAAGUAAAUUGCAGUUUCUUGCAACUUAUCUGUAUUCAUCAUUCCAUUUUUGGCCAUGA